Aspergillus sclerotioniger CBS 115572 is the source of this 942-nucleotide messenger RNA. RefSeq lists its product as uncharacterized. The coding region runs from base 319 to 843 and encodes 174 amino acids. The transcript has 2 exons. The record is from RefSeq and is a predicted model, not a curated record. Lineage: Eukaryota; Fungi; Ascomycota; Eurotiomycetes; Eurotiales; Aspergillaceae.
UGGGUACGCGGGCUAAGGUGUGUAUCAGCCUUGACGAUCCGACAGGAACCGCAGCGACAUGGAGAUGAUGCGCACAUUGGCAAGUUCCGAGAAUCGAGGGAGGGGGGGAAGCGACCAAAGUCAGAUUCACGCCGGCCACCUGCGCAAGACUCAAAGUCUACUCCUCGUCUAGGCCAGAUGGAUCGACUGACGGCAGACAAUCAAAACCACUGAUUCGAGCUAGGCACGACAUCCACCGCGUUUGCGGCAAACCACUACUCACUUCCCCGAGCAAACCCCAGCCCACCCAGGCAACGGCGUGGUCUCGUGCGCGUGGAGAUGGAGCCGGCUAUGCAAGUGAUCAGACCCGUAUCUAGACGCCACGCAGGGUCUCCAGCUCUUGAUUUGGCGCCAGUGAAGACUUCUAUGCUGGUCGGUGCGCGCCUAAGAAGUUGUAUACCAGUCAAAGUCUUAGACCUCUUAGACCGUACUGUAUCGUUGUCUCAGAACUGCCUUCGGUUGUCUCCUCCUUCACUGCUGGCUUCUACUAUCCGCCUAUCACAGGCUCUUUCACUGUGUUUAGGCCGACAAGUCAGCAUCACGAGCAGCAGCAACAUCAUCCGCAGGCAACACCACCACCACCAUCACACACCACACCAUUCCACGUCCACACCACACCACACACCAUCAUCAUCAUCAUCAACAAUAACAACAACGACAACAUCACAAGGACACGACGAACCGUUGACUGACCUCCUAUGUCAUCCACUUUUGGUUCCGUGUUUCCUGACAAAGGGAGGAUCCAAGGUCGAAGCGACGGCAGGAGGGGUCCAGGGCCCCCAAGGCCCACUCAAUAUCCUUUGAGCCCUUUGUUAGAACUUGAGAGAUCCAUCAAUUAAUUUAACUUUGAUCAAGCAAUUCAAUGCUUCGACUUUUGCAACAAAUUUGCCUACCUUUUUUCCU